Messenger RNA from Mugil cephalus (flathead mullet), 7411 nucleotides. It is a transcript of the gene ptprk, whose product is annotated as protein tyrosine phosphatase receptor type K. Bases 234 to 4751 code for a protein of 1505 amino acids. Gene Ontology annotation, cellular component: membrane. Gene Ontology annotation, biological process: protein dephosphorylation. Lineage: Eukaryota; Metazoa; Chordata; Actinopteri; Mugiliformes; Mugilidae. Gene Ontology annotation, molecular function: protein binding; protein tyrosine phosphatase activity. The transcript has 42 exons. The record is from RefSeq and is a predicted model, not a curated record.
GAAACAAAGUGUAGUGUCCGCGAGCCCGUUGGAAGCGAAAAGAGAGAAACCGGGGGAAGGAGAGAAUGGGGCGACUGAAUCCGCAACAACACCAGGAGGAAUAAUAAAAAUAUUAAUAACCGAACCGCGCCACAGACAGAGACAGAAGAAGGCAGAAGACGGAGGAAGAAAACUUUUCGUUGAGAGGGGGAAACUGUUACAGACUCUCGCCACGGCCGCUGCGGUUUUAAAACAUGGAUACACUUUCCCCUGUCUUCACGGGACUCCUGUUUCUCUUUUCGACACUUGGUAACGUGUCCGGCCAAAUACCGACAGCUCACAUGGGGCGCGCUGAGAAGGGAAGCUGCACGUUCGAUGACGGCUUCUCUCAGUGCGACUACCAACAAGACCCUUACGAUGACUUCGACUGGACGCACAUCAACACCCAGGAAGUGCCGUACGUCUCACCGGACCUGCCGCAAGGUUCCUACAUGUACGUGGACGUCUCUCAGUACGACAUCGGCGAGAAGGCCAGGUUUCAGCUGCCCGUCAUGAAGGAGAACGACACCCACUGCAUCGACUUCAACUAUCUCCUCAGCAGUCCUGACGGCUCCAGCCCCGGCACCCUCAACGUCCUGGUGAAGGUAAACAAGGGUCCUCUGGCCAACCCCAUAUGGAACGUGACAUCCUACACCGGUAAAGACUGGCUCAGGGCCGAGCUCGCCGUCUCCACCUUUUGGCCUAACGAAUAUCAGGUCAUAUUUGAAGCAGAGGUUUCGGACAGCAAAGCCGGCUUCAUCGCCAUCGACGACAUUCAGGUGCUCAGCUACCCAUGCGAUAAGUCCCCUCAUUUCCUGCGCCUCGGGGACGUGGAGGUGAACGCCGGACAGAACGCCACGUUUCAGUGCAUCGCCACAGGACGCGACACCAACAAUAAGCUCUGGCUGCAGAGGAGAAACGGGGAAGACAUUCCCGUGGCCCUGACCAAAAACAUCAACCACAGACGCUUCGCCGCCUCCUUCCACCUCAAAGAAGUCACUAAUCAGGAUCAAGAUCUGUAUCGCUGCGUCACCCAAUCAGAGCGCGGCUCCGGGGUGUCUAACUUUGCGGGUCUUAUCGUCAGAGAGCCUCCCCACCCCAUCGCCCCACCCCAGCUGCUCGGAGUCGGCCCCACAUACCUGCUGAUUCAGCUCAACGCCAACUCCAUAUUUGGAGAUGGACCUAUAAUACUGAAAGAGGUUGAGUACCGCAUGACAUCAGGCAGCUGGACCGAGACUCACGCCGUGAACUCUCCCAACUACAAGUUGUGGCACCUCGACCCAGACACAGAGUAUGAGAUCAGAGUGCUGCUAACCAGACCAGGAGAAGGAGGGACAGGCAAAGCUGGACCGCCGCUCAUCACUAGGACCAAAUGUGCAGAACCCAUGCGGACCCCUAAGAGGCUGAAGAUCGCAGAGACCAGGUCCCGUUUGAUAGCGGUGGACUGGGAAUCGCUGGGUUACAACAUCACUCGCUGUCACACCUUUAAUGUCACCAUCUGCUACCACUACAUGACUGCCAACAACCGCAGCAAAGCCGACUGCUUGGACAUGGAUCCGAAAGCGCCGCGCCAUGUGGUGGGAAACCUGCCGCCCUACACCAACGUCAGCCUGAAGAUGAUUCUGACCAACCCGGAGGGGCGGAAGGAGAGUGACGAGACCAUCAUACAGACCGACGAAGAUGUUCCGGGCGCAGUUCCCAGUCAGUCGCUUAAGGCCACACCCUCUGAAGAUACAAUAAAUCUUUUAUGGAAGGAACCAACUGAACCCAAUGGAGUCAUCAUACAGUACGAGAUCAGCUACAGCGGCGUGCGUUCAUUCGACCCUUCGGUUCCCCUGCAACGACCCGGACUCACGGUGUCUUUGCCCUCCAACGCCACCCAAUACACGUUUGCCCAGCUCCACCCAGGCGUCACGUACCAGCUCACCAUACGAGCAUCUACCUCCAAAGGGUUCGGUCCCGCCACCACUAUGAACGUGACCACUAACAUUUCAGCCCCGACUAUAGAUGAGUAUGACGGGUCUGAGGCCUUUCUGAACGAGACUGCAACCACCAUCACUGUCCUGCUCAAACCUGCCCAGGCAAAGGGAGCACCUAUAAGUGCGUACCAGAUCGUGGUGGAGGAAGUGAAUCCUCAGCGGACGCGUCGCCAGGCUUCCUCCGACUGUUACGAGGUCCCGGUCUCCUACCACAGCGCGUCCAGCGGUGGAUCCCCGUAUUAUUACGCCGCCCAGCUGUCCCCCAGCAACCUGCCUGAGCCACUCCCGUUCACUGUAGGAGACAACAAGACAUAUCAGGGUUUCUGGAAUCCGCCGCUUGCUCCAAGGAAGAACUACAACAUCUAUCUUCAAGCUGUUAGCAGCACGGAGAGGGAAACUAAGACGCAGUGUCUGAGGCUGGCAGCUAAACGCGCUACAGAGGAGCCAGAAGUCAUCCCUGACCCCGCUAAGCAGACGGACCGGGUGGUGAAAAUCGCCGGGAUCAGCGCCGGCGUCCUGGUUUUCAUCCUCCUGGUGCUGGUGGCCAUCUUAUUGGUGAAGAAGAGGAGGACCUACUAUUCAUACUCUUAUUACCUGAAACUGGCUAAAAAGCGCAAAGACGCCAUCGGGACGACGCGGCAGGAAAUGACGCACAUGGUGAACGCGAUGGACCGCAGCUACGCCGACCAGAGCACCCUGCACGGAGAGGAUCCCAUGGCCGUGACAUUCAUGGACUCGCACAACUACAACAACAGAUUGCCCAACGACCCUCUGGUUCCUACCGCUGUGUUAGUUCCAAUCACAGAUGAGAACCACAGUGGCUCUGCAGCAGAGAACAGCAGGCUUCUGGACGUUCCUCGGUACCACUGCGAGGGAACCGAGUCUCCUUAUCAGACGGGGCAGCUCCACCCGGCCAUCAGAGUGGCCGAUCUCCUGCAGCACAUCAACCUGAUGAAAACGUCUGACAGCUACGGCUUCAAGGAGGAAUAUGAAUUGGUGAUACAGAGCUUCUUCGAGGGCCAGUCGGCCUCCUGGGACGUGGCCAAGAAAGAGCAGAACCGCACCAAGAACCGCUACGGGAACAUCAUAGCAUACGACCAUUCAAGGGUUAUUCUCCAGCCCAUCGAAGACGACCCCUCCUCCGACUACAUCAACGCCAACUACAUCGAUGUAAGUGGAAACGCAUCGAAUGCUACUAUUGGCUCCCAACGAAACCAACGAAACCACACUCCCUCGCUCAUUUGGCUGUACAGGGAUGGAUACCAGAGGCCAAGUCACUACAUUGCUACUCAGGGUCCCGUGCACGAGACUGUGUAUGACUUCUGGAGGAUGGUGUGGCAGGAACAGUCGGCCUGCAUUGUCAUGGUAACCAAUCUGGUGGAGGUCGGAAGGGUUAAGUGCUACAAGUAUUGGCCAGACGAUGCUGAGGUGUACGGAGACUUCAAGGUGACGUUUGUGGAGGUGGAACCUCUCGCUGAGUACGUGGUUCGCACGUUCACGCUGGAGAGGCGUGGUUUCAACGAGGUGCGGGAAGUCAAGCAGUUCCACUUCACAGGCUGGCCUGACCACGGUGUUCCGUAUCACGCCACGGGACUACUUUCCUUCAUCCGCAGAGUUAAAAUCUCCAACCCACCCUCUGCUGGGCCGAUUGUGGUCCACUGCAGCGCCGGAGCAGGACGCACAGGCUGUUUCAUCGUCAUCGACAUCAUGCUGGACAUGGCGGAGAGAGAAGGCGUGGUGGACAUCUACAACUGCGUGAAAGCUCUUCGCUCCAGGAGGAUCAACAUGGUACAGACUGAGGAGCAGUACAUAUUCAUCCACGACGCCAUCCUGGAGGCUUGUCUAUGUGGAGAAACAGCCAUACCGGUCUGCGAGUUCAAAGCGGCUUUUUACGAGCUGAUCCGCAUCGACUCCCAGACCAACUCGUCCCACCUGAAGGAUGAGUUCCAGACGUUAAACUCAGUGACCCCCCAGCCUCAGCCGGAAGACUGCAGCAUCGCGCUGUUGCCUAGAAACCAAGACAAGAACCGCUUCAUGGACGGCCUUCCCCCCGACAGAUGCCUACCGUUCCUCAUCACGAUAGACGGAGAGAGCAGCAACUACAUCAACGCCGCUCUGAUGGAUCUGUCAGAAGAGUUCCAGAGCUACAGACAGCCCGCCGCCUUCAUCGUUACCCAGCAUCCUCUGCCCAACACCGUCAAAGACUUCUGGCGUCUGGUUUACGACUACGGAUGCACCAGUCUGGUGAUGCUGAAUGAGAUCGACCUGGCUCAGGGUUGUCCUCAGUACUGGCCGGAGGAGGGCAUGCUGCGUUACGGUCCCGUCCAGGUGGAGUGUAUGUCCUGCUCCAUGGACUGUGACGUCAUCAGCAGACUCUUCAGAGUGUGCAACCUCACCAGGCCUCAGGAAGGUUACUUGAUGGUUCGUCAGUUCCAGUACCUGGGGUGGGCGGGACACAGAGAAGUCCCCGCCUCCAAACGCUCCUUCCUCAAACUGAUCCUCCAGGUGGACCAGUGGCAGCGUGAGGGAGAGGAGGGGGAGGGAAGAACCAUCGUUCACUGCCUAAACGGAGGUGGGCGUAGUGGAGUGUUCUGUGCCAGCAGCAUCGUGUGUGAAAUGGCCAAGAGACAGAGUGUGGUGGACGUCUUCCACGCCGUGAAGACCUUGAGGAACAGCAAACCUAACAUGGUGGAUACUCCGGAACAGUAUCGGUUCUGCUACGACCUGGCGCUGGAGUUCAUCGAAUCCUCUUAAGCAAAGGAAAGAAGUAGAAGAAGAAGAAGAAGAAGAAGAAGAAGAGAAUGAGGAGGAAGAGGAGGAAGAAGAGCCGGAGAACAUCUGUUCACUUCACACGUGUUUGAUCCUUUGCUUUCGCUUGGUCCCGACUCCCCUCUGUGGUGGCCGUUCUGUAGCAUCCACCCUGCGUCCCGACGAAAACGGCGCUAGCUAAAUCGGCCUCUUGUACAGUGUCGUUAAACAAAGGGAAACUUUAAACAGGAAGUGCAGUGGAGGAGAAGGAGGAGGAGUUACUCCUUUUACUCCCUUAUGCUUAUUGUACAGCUUUUUGAGUGCCAGCGGGCCCCUGUAUGUUUUGGGCCCCAUUUAAACCUUUUAGCCUCUCACCCUCCAUGGACUCGAUGCUUCGUGCCGUUCCAGCUGCAGUACUCGGUGUGGCCUGUAGAUGUCUCCCUUUCCCCCUUCGUAAGCUGCAACCACAGCUUUCUGUAAAACCGCAGGUUUUUCAGUGGCCCCACGUUCCCGCUUUCAUACCACAGUAAAUCUAACAGUGUUGGGCAUCUCAUCAUGGUGAUGUUUGAAUAUUUGCAAGCAAGUACUUUUGUACAAGAAACUUACAGCCCGGCCAAUCUCUGUGAACGCUUCUGUUUCUGCUCCACGCAUCCUCACAUUAUUCUUCAUUUCUUUAUUAUGUGUUUGAGAACUAAACUGCCAUUUGAACCCAGUUGAUUGUCAGGCAACAGAACAGAGACAAUAUGUCAAAGAAAGAAGGUUGGCGAUGGAACAAAACAAAACGGGAAGUUUACAUCACGAGUAUUAGGCUUUUUUUUUUUAUCAUGAAGUGGCAACUUGAAAAAAUGUUAUGUAGGACUUUUACUAAAAUGUUUUCAAAAAAAAGUGUAUAAUCAUUGUUUUUAUUUUCUUGUUUGCUUUUUUGUAGUAUCACGUAUCAAUCUACUGGGUAGACUUUUUCUUUGUGCCCCACAUUCAUUUGGCCCCAUUCACCUAAUCAUGUGUGUGUCAGGGCUGGGCCCAAUGCACUUUCAAUUCAGCCAAUUCACAAAUGGAAUAGUUUUUCAGGCAGAUUUGGAAUAAGAGUGAAAAAAAAAAAUGUUUCAUCUAAAAAUAAAUAAAUGAAUAAAUAAAUUUCCAUUCACGGCUUGAGCGGACUUGGAAGUGAACUGACCCCAGGCGUCAUUCGUAUCCGUGCACUGGUGGCCGACACUUUUCUCUUUGUUUUUGAUAUUACUAUUAUUUUGUAGCCGACGUUUCUUCAUAAGCCAAAGACUUUGUGUAAAUAUGUCUAUAUGGAUAAAGCACAUUGUUUGUAUUUAUUGUUUGUUUACUUGCAUUGCUUGUAAGAACAAUCAUUCUUCAUUCCAUGUUUACUCUACCACCAGCGUUUCUUAAACUUUGAGGGCGUUAGCAUGAUUCACUGAGCCCCCCCCGAUUAGUAAGAGACGACAUCUGCUCAGUCUGGGUCCAUGAAGAAGAGUUUAAGAACCCCUGAUUGAAGCUGUAUAUUAAAGCUUUAGAAGUAGUUUUUCAGUAUUUAGGUGGAACUCAGUAGUCUUUGUUUUCACUUCCUGUGAUGUUACUGUGGUUUAUUUGUGUAAAAGCCCAUCGCUCUGUUUGUGGUCAGUAGAGCAUUUUGAGUAUUUUGGAUAAUGGCUCCUAUCCCUCUUGACGUCUUAUCCGGGAUAAGCUGUUUAUCUCCACUUCCUGCUUACCAGCAUCCUCGAAAACACACAGGCGUGGGUGCUGCACAGGACGGUGAUACAAAAACAUUUAUCGUGCCUAAUCAUUUUAAAUUUCCUCGUCGCUAACGAGCAUUCGAAGCAGAAUCUUCGAUCUGAGCCGGGGGCUCUUUGUUGAACGCUCCCAAACGGACGAUCAAUAUUCUGAACACCUUUUUUGGAUCUGCUGUGUUUUAUUCAUCACGAAUGCUUCGCUGUGAGGCUUUUACGUACGAGCUUUCCAGACGUGUUUCUGUUUGUGCAAAAACGGAUUUAAGAAAAAAAAAAGAAGAAGAAGAAACUUUAUUGUAAAUAAAACGCUUCACUUUGUUGGAGCGAGAGCAGCCCUACUCUUACUGAUGUUAAUGUAAAUAGACUAUCAUGAGUACUAUAAAAAAAAAAAGGCUCUACUGUUGGAUGAACAGUGGAGAUGUAGAAGAUGGAUGCAAUGUCAGAACAUUAGUUCUGUUGUAGAUAAGAAAAGAAUAAAAUAAAGUCACAGAUUGUAGUCCUGCAGGAUUCAACUUCAAAUACGGACAGAUGGCGUUUAAAGUUUUCACUGAUUGCAGAGCUUCUUUCUGUUUGUGGAAACUUUUAGUUUUUAUUUCUCCAGAUUUCUGAUCUGGCUCAAAGAAGGGAGAGAGAAAAAGAGGCCUAUAUUAAUCCAGUCCUACGCUAGAUUUCUGCCAGUCGGACAAAACAGAUGGCCGUCUCGCAUGAGAGGGAAGGUGGCGUUAACGGAUAGUGAAUACAGUAUGUAAACCCUCUAAACUAAACACACUUUAAGGGAAGAUGCUCGCAUUCCCUCUCAUAAACCUGAAGUCAUUGACCUGAAGAGUAGUGAGUGAAGGGAGAGGCCAGUCUGAGCUGAUAUUCAUGGUUCAUAAUUAUUCUUGUCUGUAAUGUUUGGCUUCUUUGCUGUAAUAAAAACCACUUCUUUAA